This is a messenger RNA of Xenia sp. Carnegie-2017, 407 nucleotides long. RefSeq lists its product as uncharacterized. The record is from RefSeq and is a predicted model, not a curated record. The transcript is spliced from 2 exons. Bases 10 to 342 code for a protein of 110 amino acids. NCBI's taxonomy places the organism in Eukaryota, Metazoa, Cnidaria, Anthozoa, Malacalcyonacea, Xeniidae.
AAAAAUGUCAUGGUUCUUAGUUGUGAGGAAUCCAUGGACAACAUAUUUAAGAAGUAUAAGGAAAAAGUCCCAGAAGCCUUAAACAAAACGUUCUUGGAUCGAAUUUCCAAAACUGAGGCAAUCCAACGGCAUUUGGAUAGGAAACAACUAUCUUCAACACCAUUGUUUCCCACAUAUCAACAGCAAGAUGUACUGCAAGCAAAAGGUUUAGACAAAGAAAAACAAGCUGCUUCAACAGGUCCUUCAGAUCCAAAAACGCGCUUAUGCAAAAAUUGUGGACAGCCAAUGAAAGGACAUCCAAAAAGUCAUUGUCCACAAGAAUUACUUGACAAAUAUUCUUAGCAGGCCAACUUUAAAGUUAGUUAUAAAAUAAUAUACUAUGCUACAAAAAAUGUUUUCUACUUCUA